AUGCUGGAGACAGCAACUCGAGGGAAGCCUGUGAUUGCCAUUCCGUUAUUCGCCGAUCAGAUGAAAAAUGCGAAGUUGAUGCGGAAAUAUGGCUUUGGAGUCAUAGUGGAGAAAACUGAGCUACUUGGCGGUAGAGGACUUCAUGAAGCUAUCGAUCGAGUAAUUAGUGACAAAAAGUAUCAAGACUCCGCUACAAGGAUCGGCCGCCUCUUAUCGCGACGUCCGUUUAGCCCUGAGGAGAAAUUGAUCAAAACUGUCGAACUUGCUGCAGAAUUUGGUGACUUACCUGAACUAAGGGUCGCCGGCAAGAAUCUAGGGUUUAUUGUUUACCAUAAUCUUGAUUUACUUUUGAUAGUAGCUCUUACACUUUUAUCACUGAUUAGCCUCGUAUUGUAUAUCGUAUUCCGGGUAGUUCGGCGCUGUCUCCCGUUGAAAAAACAAAAAACCCAGUAA
Messenger RNA from Ostertagia ostertagi, 453 nucleotides. NCBI's taxonomy places the organism in Eukaryota, Metazoa, Nematoda, Chromadorea, Rhabditida, Trichostrongylidae. The record is from the annotation of a GenBank genome assembly.